AUGUCUUCCUCAUCAAGUGAUGAAGUUGAUGAAGCUUUAGAAGAAAUGGUCGACCAAGUAGUUGAUAAUUUCAUCGACUCAGUGAUAGAUCCUCACCCCAACAAGCAGAAAAGACGGGCUUAUAUCGAAAGACAUCGUGAACAAGGACUCAAUCAGCUAUGGAAUGAUUAUUUCCAAGAAAAUCCUACAUACCCACCUCAAAUGUUUAGGAGGCGUUUUCGAAUGAACAAGCCAUUGUUCCUCCACAUUGUCGAACGUGCAAGAGAUACAUAUGACGAGUAUCUCCGACUUGCUAACAGUACUUCACGUUUAUGUUUGGAAAAUUUCACUAAUGCAAUUAUAAAAUUGUUUGGAGAUGAGUAUCUACGCAGCCCUACAGCUGAGGAUCUUCAACGAUUGCUCGAUGUUGGAGAGGAGAAAGAAGCCAAUAAAAAAGCUUUGAGGAAGUAUUUAGAGUUAGUGGAGUUCUUCACCAAAGUUCUGGUUGCUUUGUAUGAGCAGAAUGACAAGCCUUCCUCUGCUUUAGAAUUCAUCCAGCAAAAGCUAGGAAGUCCUUCAGUUUCUGAUUACAAGAAGCUUCAAUCUGAGAAGUCUGACCUUCAAAUAAAGGACAAUGAGGUUUUUGCUAAACAUCAAGGAACAUUGAGAGAGGUAUCCCGUCCUAACUUGAAUAUAAAAGUUUAUCAGUAAACCAUAUAUAAUUGAUUAGCACAUGAUUACAUGCUUAUGUAGUUUCUUAUCCAUUCUUUUUAGUUGUCUUCAGAAUUUCUAUAUGAUUGGUUGGAAUGGUAAUGGAGUAUAUAGAGUACUAAAGAUAGACCAGCUUGAUGCGUCUGAGCUUAACCUCAGUGAGGAUUUCACUGCCUAUACCAAAAAAGAAUGCAACGAGCUGCUUAAACGGAUACACAAAGAAAACAAGGCCACAGGCGGCCUCAAAUUUGUCACUCUCUGUUAUGGCAUCAUUGGUUUGUGUUCUUUUGUUUCAAGUUAUGGUCGCUGAAACAUACAUUGUUUUACUUUUACAGCGUGUUCUCACAAUUUGUUUUUUUUCUUCCCAUUUUUGUGGUCUCAGGAUUCAUUAAGUUUUUGGGACCAUACUACAUGCUGGUUAUCACUUAGAGAAGAGAGAUAGGCCAAAUUUGUGGUCACAGGGUGUAUGAAGUCUCCAAGAGUGAGAUCAUUUCUUUGCGAAAUUCUAGCGUGAUUUGCAACAUUUCAAAUUCAAGAGACGAGAACAGGUGUUUUUAUAUAUCUUUUACUAUUUUUUUCCCUUUUUUUGUCUGUCCCAAGCUUAUUGUCGAAGAAAGUUUCUGUUUUUCUUUUCUGUUUGGUGAAAAGAGAGUGAGUUACAUGUGUUCAUUUAUUAUACCCUUCCACCUUUUUAUGAACUCAAGUCAUUUAACCCUUGCGUUUCUUUAUCUGGUGUUGAUAAACAGGUACAAGAGGUUCCUGUGUAGCUCCUGUGUAUGGUGGACCUUACAAAAGACUUCUUUUUCAGCUAUUCUUUCAAUAUAAUGUGUAGUUUCCAGAAGAAUAUAUGUGUGUGAUGUGACCAUGAAAGUGGUGGUGCUCUCUAUAAGAAAAUAUUUGCUUGGAACGAGUUCUUGACUCGGGGAAUUCGAAAUCAUCUCCGGAAUACCGUGUGAACUGUAGAGCAUUGAUGUAUGGUUUCUUUAACCAGGUAAGAAUCGUAUGUUUUUCUACCCCCCACUGCCAAAGAAAAGAAAGUCUUCCCUGAAUCAAAUGCAUAUCCCUUUUCUUUUCUCACAGCAGUAGUUUUGUUAUUUGUAUACCAUUUUCUUCUGGGCUACAAUAUUGCUUCCCUAUAUCAUGUUUUGUCCACUGAAACCUGCAACCCGACCAUUUUCACAAAACAGUGCAGCUGUUUUACAGAUUUUGAGUGUUUUUAACUUGAGGUUUGAUGUUGUUUUGAUGGUAGGAUGAUACAUCCUGGAAAAGGACUUCCUUCAGAGAUACUAAGUGAUAUGUUUGAGACACGAAAUUGAUGGGUCACACCUGAUGGCUUAGGACUUAAGCUUUCACGGAAACUGCUGGAGCAGAUGAAUGGUAGUGUGAGUUUUGUUAGAGAAGACGAACGUUGUUUCUUUCAAGUGGAUCUUCAAGUUAAGACAAGGUUAGGUGUUGAGACCAGAGGAACAGAGGCUGAUUCAAGCAUACAAUAGAGAUUAUGGGUCCCAAAGGCAUAUAGAUAAUAAAAUUUGAUGAAUUGUGCUCCUUUUAUGGUCUGAAUGUGUUGUCAUUCAAAGUUUCCAUUAUUUAUUUAUCAAUAAAAUGUAUCUUAGUCAUUUA
Messenger RNA from Brassica napus (rape), 2310 nucleotides. RefSeq lists its product as uncharacterized. The transcript has 5 exons. NCBI's taxonomy places the organism in Eukaryota, Viridiplantae, Streptophyta, Magnoliopsida, Brassicales, Brassicaceae. The record is from RefSeq and is a predicted model, not a curated record. Bases 1 to 690 code for a protein of 229 amino acids.